AUGGCGAACUUCGCACGUCCUGUGGCUUCCUCUAUUUCGGGGAUUGACUUUUCCGUUUACAAUGACGAGGAUAUCAAAGCCACCUCGGUGAAGCGAAUCCAUAAUACUCCGACUUUGGAUUCCUUCAACAACCCUGUUCCUGGUGGUCUGUAUGACACGGCUAUGGGAGCAUGGGGUGACCAUGUCUGCACAACAUGUCGCAUGAGCUCAUGGUCUUGUACUGGCCAUCCUGGACACAUCGAACUACCGGUCCAUGUGUACAAUGUCACGCACUUUGAUCAGAUGUACCGUCUUCUUAGGGCGCAAUGUGUAUACUGCCACCGUCUUCAGAUGUCUCGGACACAAGUUAAUGCCUACACCUGCAAAUUGCGACUAUUGCAGUAUGGCCUGGUCGACGAGGUAGCUGUCUUGGAGUCAAUGGAGCUCAAGAAGGGAUCAAAGAAAUCGGCGAAGGAUGGAGACGACUCCGAUGACGAUGGAGACGAAGACGAAGAUGACCUCGUGAAGCGCAGGAAUGUGUUUGUCAAGAAAUCCAUUCGCGAGGCACAGGCGGCGGGUAAGCUGAAGGGCUUGAUGGCUGGAGCCAAAAACCCGAUUGCUGCGGAACAAAGGCGAGCUGUUGUCAGGGAUUUCUUCAAGGAUAUUGUCAGCAUCAAGAAGUGUGCCAAUUGCUCAGGAAUCUCGCCAGGCUAUCGAAGAGAUCGGUAUUCGAAGAUUUUCCGGAAAGCUUUGCCCGAAAAGGCUAAACUCGCUAUGCAACAGGCUGGGUACAAUGCGUCAAACUCCUUGAUCAUUCUUCAGGAAACCAGGAAAUUCAAUAGCAAAGAGAAGGAGGCGCUUGCAAACGACAACGCCAGUACUACAUCGGAAUCUCACGGAGCGGAGGAAGAAGUUGCUCGUGGCAAUGCCAUCCUGGCACAGGUGGACAACAAGAAGACUGGUGAUGGCGGUCAGUUCAUGCCCUCACCAGAAGUCCACGCUGCAAUUACCUUGCUGUUCAUUAAAGAAGAGGAGAUUCUGAACCUUGUCUAUACAUCCCGUCCGAUGUCAAAGAAAGAGUCUCGUAUUGAUGCAGGCAUGUUCUUCAUCAAAAACCUCUUGGUGCCACCGAACAAAUAUCGACCUGUUGCUGCCCAGGGGGCCGGUGCUGUUGUUGAAGCCCAGCAAAACACGGUGUUUACGCAGAUCUUAAAGAACUGUGACAUUAUCAAUCAAAUCAGCAAAGAACGACAGAAUGGAGGGUCCGACUCUGCCAUGCGUGUGCGCGACUACAGGGAUCUCCUACACGCCAUUGUACAGCUUCAGGAUACUGUGAACGGUCUGAUUGACCGUGAUAGGAGUGGAUUGUCCGGUCCCGCGGCGGCCAGCGCCCCCAAUGGCAUUAAGCAGAUUCUGGAAAAGAAGGAGGGUUUGUUCAGAAAGAACAUGAUGGGUAAACGUGUGAACUUCGCUGCUCGUAGUGUCAUUUCUCCUGACCCCAACAUCGAAACCAACGAAAUUGGUGUUCCGCUUGUGUUUGCAAAGAAACUGACGUAUCCGGAGCCUGUAACCAACCACAACUUCUGGGAAAUGAAGCAAGCUGUCAUCAACGGUCCAGACAAGUACCCAGGUGCCGCUGCGAUCGAGAACGAGUUUGGACAAGUCACUAAUCUUAAGUUCAAGAGUCUCGAUGAGCGGACAGCCUUGGCCAAUCAGCUGCUCGCACCAUCGAACUGGCGUAUGAAGGGGUCGCGCAACAAGAAGGUGUAUCGUCAUCUUACCACCGGAGAUGUUGUCUUGAUGAACCGUCAGCCUACACUUCACAAGCCGUCUAUCAUGGGUCAUAAGGCCCGUGUACUCGCCAAUGAACGUGUCAUUCGCAUGCACUACGCUAACUGUAAUACCUACAACGCUGAUUUCGAUGGAGACGAAAUGAACAUGCAUUUCCCCCAAAACGAGCUUGCCCGUGCUGAAGCCAUGAUGCUUGCAGACGCAGACCAUCAAUACCUUGUUGCAACUUCUGGUAAACCUUUGAGAGGUUUGAUUCAAGAUCACAUCUCGAUGUCUACGUGGUUCACCUGCCGUGAUAGUUUCUUCGACGAGGAGGACUACCAUGAGCUGCUCUACAGUUGUUUGAGACCUGAGAAUUCUCACACAAUCACAGAGCGUAUUCAGGUUGUCGCCCCGACAAUGAUCAAACCAAAGCCUCUCUGGACUGGAAAGCAGAUCAUUACAACUAUCCUCAAGAACAUCAUGCCUCCAAACAGAGCCGGUCUCAAUAUGAAGAGCAAGUCCUCGACACCAGGGGAUAGAUGGGGCGAAGGCAACGAAGAAGGAACUGUUCUAUUUAAGGAUGGAGAGUUGCUCUGUGGUAUUCUUGAUAAGAAGCAGAUCGGUCCUACAGCCGGUGGUCUCAUCGAUUCUAUUCACGAAAUCUAUGGACAUACCAUUGCUGGAAGGCUCAUCGGUAUUCUUGGCAGGCUUCUAACGAGAUUCCUGAACAUGCGUGCAUUUACCUGCGGUAUCGAUGAUCUUCGCUUAACUAAGGAGGGUGACCGUGUCCGUAAAGAAAAACUUAGCAAGGCCUCUGAGAUUGGUCGUCAGGUUGCACUGAAGUAUGUAACUCUUGACCAAACGAAGGCUGCUGAUGAGGACGCCGAAUUGCGACGCCGUCUGGAAGAUGUUCUCCGUGAUGAUGAGAAACAAAGUGGUCUUGAUAGCGUCUCCAACGCUCGCACGGCGAACCUGUCCACCGAGAUCACCAAAGCCUGUCUUCCAGGAGGUCUGGUCAAGCCUUUCCCGUGGAACCAAAUGCAGUCGAUGACAAUUUCCGGAGCCAAGGGUUCAAGUGUCAACGCCAACCUGAUUUCUUGUAACCUGGGUCAGCAAGUUUUGGAAGGUCGACGUGUGCCUGUAAUGAUCAGCGGUAAGACAUUGCCGUCGUUCAGAGCCUUCGAUACGAAUCCUAUGGCUGGUGGUUAUGUUUGUGGUCGUUUCUUGACCGGUAUCAAGCCUCAAGAAUAUUACUUCCACGCCAUGGCCGGUCGUGAAGGUCUUAUUGAUACUGCUGUUAAGACUUCUCGCUCGGGUUAUCUGCAACGUUGUUUGAUCAAGGGCAUGGAAGGCUUAAGGGCCGAGUACGACACUUCGGUCCGUGAAGCCACUGACGGUUCCAUCGUUCAAUUCCUGUACGGAGAAGACGGCCUGGAUAUCACGAAACAGGUUCACCUCAAAGACUUCGACUUCUUGGCAUCUAACUAUAAGUCCAUUAUCUCCCAAGUCAAUUCGAGCGAUUUCCACACCCUGGAGAAUGAGGAGGUAGGUGAAUGGCAUAAGGAUGCUAUGAAGAAGGUGCGCAAGACCGGAAAGGUGGAUGCUAUGGACCCUGUGUUGUCUCGUUACCACCCCGGAGGUAACCUGGGUAGUACAUCCGAGCGGUUUGCUCAAGCUGUCAAGAAGUACGAGGACGCCAAUCCGGACAAGCUCCUGAAGGACAAGAAGAAGAACAUUGAAGGUAUCCUCAGCAAGAAAUCAUUCGGUAACAUGAUGAAUAUGAAGUACCUGAAGUCGGUGGUUGAUCCUGGUGAAGCCGUUGGUAUUGUGGCCGGUCAGUCUAUCGGUGAACCAUCAACUCAAAUGACCUUGAACACUUUCCACUUGGCUGGUCACUCUGCGAAGAACGUGACGCUGGGUAUUCCCCGUCUACGUGAAAUCGUGAUGACGGCUAGUGCUCACAUUAUGACUCCUACGAUGACAUUGAUUUUGAACGAAGAGCUGUCCAAAGAGCACUCCGAGAGGUUCGCCAAGGCUAUUAGCAAGCUCAGCAUUGCAGAGGUUGUCGAUAAGGUUGAAAUCAGGGAGAGAAUCACGUCUGGUAGCACAAAGGCUAAGGUCUAUGAUAUCGAAGUCUCAUUCUUCCCCCCUGAGGAAUACACUGCAGAGUAUGCAAUCAAGACAAAAGAUGUGCAGAUUGCUCUACAGAACAAGUUCAUCCCCAAGCUCGUGAAGCUUACCAGAGCCGAACUCAAGAGACGAGAGGAUGAAAAGAAACUGUCGAGCUACUCAACUGCCCAGCCGGAGAUUGGUGUCUCUGUUGGCACCGUUCAAGAAGCUCCUCGGGGUGCUGACGACGACGACGCGCCCGCUGACGACGAUGACGAGGAGGAUCACGACGAUGCUAAACGCGCCAGUGGUUCUAAGAAUCGCUCAAACCAAGUAUCCUACGAAGGUCCUGAGGGUGAAGAGGAGAAAAUGGUUCAGGAUCAAGAUGCUGACGACGAUGACGAUAUUGAGGAUAGUGGCGAGAAACAGACGAGGGAUGUUGAUAUGGAUGAUGCCUCUGAUGACGACUCGGAUGAUGAAGUCAAAGACACCAAGUUGCGUGAGGAGGAUAUCAAGGGUAAAUUCGGCGAGAUUACCCAAUUCAAGUUCAACCCGAGCCAGGGCUCCUCGUGCACUAUUCAGCUGCAAUAUGACAUUUCUACUCCCAAACUUCUCGUCCUCCCUCUGGUUGAGGCGGCCGCUCGCAGUGCUGUCAUCCAGUCUAUCCCUGGUCUUGGCAACUGUACAUUCGUGGAGGCAGACCCUAUCAAGGGCGAACCUGCCCAUGUCAUCACGGACGGUGUCAACCUCCUCGCCAUGCGAGAUUACCAGGACAUCAUCCAGCCCCAUUCCCUCUAUACGAACUCCAUUCACCAUAUGCUUAACCUGUAUGGUGUUGAGGCUGCUCGCGCAUCCAUCGUUCGUGAAAUGACGGAAGUUUUCGAGGGUCACAGUAUCUCCGUGGAUAACCGUCAUCUGAACCUGAUUGGUGAUGUGAUGACCCAGUCUGGUGGCUUCCGUCCCUUCAACCGCAACGGUCUUGUUAAGGAUGGCUCCUCUCCUCUUGCCAAGAUGAGUUUCGAAACGACCGUUGGAUUCCUCCGGGACGCUGUCCAGGAGAGAGACUAUGAUAACCUCAAGUCCCCGAGUAGUAGAAUUGUUGUUGGCCGUGUUGGAACAGUUGGUACCGGUGCUUUUGAUGUCCUUGCCCCAGUGGCAUAA
Molecule: messenger RNA, 5022 nt
Organism: Aspergillus bombycis
Lineage: Eukaryota; Fungi; Ascomycota; Eurotiomycetes; Eurotiales; Aspergillaceae
Product: DNA-directed RNA polymerase I core subunit RPA190
Exons: 4
Coding region: 1-5022 (1673 amino acids)
Biological process (GO): DNA-templated transcription
Cellular component (GO): RNA polymerase I complex
Molecular function (GO): DNA binding; DNA-directed RNA polymerase activity
Source: RefSeq, a predicted model, not a curated record